[Torrubiella] hemipterigena is the source of this 1603-nucleotide messenger RNA. NCBI's taxonomy places the organism in Eukaryota, Fungi, Ascomycota, Sordariomycetes, Hypocreales, Clavicipitaceae. The record is from the annotation of a GenBank genome assembly.
GCCACCCACUUUUUUCUCUUGUUUACUUUUGUCCCACCACCUAGCAGCCCGCUGCUCGUGAACCCCUCCUCAAGCUCAGGCCUCUUUGUUUUUGCUUUCCCGCUUUUUGCUUUCUUCAGCAGCAACAACAACAUCUCUUGUAAUACUUUGCCAUUCUCUUUUUUUUCUCUUUCUAUUUUGUCCCCCGUCUGCAUCACCGCGAAAAUAAACAGUCUUCAAUCCAUCUCGACUUCCUUCAACGCGGCAAAAUCUCCAACCCAAACCCACGAGUUUUGACGAGCCCCUCUCCAAUAACCCCGAUUGCUACCGCCCUUCGGUUGACGCACACGAACGCUCCAUCUCCAACGUGCUCGGGACCCAUAACCGCCGUGUUUUUCUCUGCGAAUAGUCGACUUCAUAGUCUGAUAGCUGCAUACUGGCGUCUAUUUUCCUUUAUUCUCUGAUUAAGCAUAUCAAGUCGAAGUGCCUGCACGCAACGCCCAUUAACGCCACACUCAACAACGUCCACUAGCACUUCCGCUGGACCCUUCCCCUCUACUCUCUCACAAUAACCAUGGAUAUCGACAGCAGCCGACGCAACAAGGCCCCGCGCCCUCUGACAGACUCCGAGCGAGGUCGUCUUGAAGAAUUCAUUGACUCAAUCCACUAUUCUAGCAGAUACUCAGAUAGCGAAUACGAAUAUAGACAUGUGCAGCUCCCCAAGGCUAUGCUCAAGGCUAUUCCCAGCGAAUACCAGGACAAGGCAAAGGGAACGCUGAAGCUGUUGUGGGAGGACGAAUGGAGAGCCCUCGGCAUUACGCAAAGUCUGGGAUGGGAGCACUACGAAGUUCACGAACCCGAGCCACAUAUCCUCCUGUUCAAGUAAGCGAGCCCGGCAACCCCACAACCGCAUCUGCAAGCAAACCACUGACCGCUUUGUCUGUUUAUUAGGCGCCCCUUGAACUACCAGCCUCCCCAGUGAGCGUUAUCCGAGAGCAAGUUUUGAUUGUGCGUCACCAUCACUUCCGUCGACUCAACCGUGGCACGCCAGAGACCAACACCUCGGUAGCAGAAUACGCACAUACAAAGUUUGAGCGUUAUGGUUGGGUUGUUUGAUAUUCUCCGUCCUCCUCUUUUUUUACGCUUUGUCAUGAUAUAAUGGUUCUUACACGCUACAAGGGUCCUUUUGCGAUUGAUAGAAAUACCAUCGUUGGCUGGGUGAAGCAUUGGCUGCAGUAUCCUGUAAAGUCGGCAAGGUAUCGCUGGCUGGGUUGCUUGGGAGCCAACCCGCACCCAAGGUGCAGGGAGGGGAGCUAUUUAUCGUCUUUUUUCGCGUUGUUACAUGGGUGGAAUUGAUGUAUACAGAGUGCUUUUUUUUUUCCUUAGUGAGCAGCAGCAAAAAUAUAAAAGGGCUUCCUCAUGGCGUGAAAGCACAGUCGCGUGACGUUGAAACAGGCGUGUUGUCUGACCACACCAGCAGUAACGGCAAUGUGAAGCUUGGUUGUCAAAGCUGAUGUAUCAACAUCUGCGUUUCGUCUCGAAUGGAACUUUUAUUACCGAAUAUCCGCCACCAAAUUAGACGUAUGCAGCCUAUCUGCGGCUCAUAUCCAGUGCAUGUUUCGUG